GAGGGAGCCAAGCUGUAUUUCUGUUUAAAUUAGCGUUUCAAAUAUUGGCGCCACUCUGUGAUUGAUGAACAUUUCGAUGUACCUUUUACACCGAUAACGCCCUUGAAUUUGCUGUUCACCAUAAGAUGUCCUCUGCAAUGGCAUUUUCUGUGUGUGUAGCUGUAUGUGGCCAAAACAAAGCAAAAGCUAAGCUUAGUAUAUGCAGCUAGCAUGUGCUUUUUGCCACUUCCAUUCAUUUCCCAGACAGAGAGAUGAAAGGAAAAGGGCAUUGCUGAUUUUCUUUAGUUUGACAAUGAUAUUACAUUUUUAAAGUUCCCUCAUAUAAACUACUUUUUUGUAAAUCACCAACCUUGUUAUCUGUAUUUUGACUAUAUAUUAACCUUUUUUUAAACAAUAUCUUAUUUUGCCCAUAUGUUGCAUAAAUUCUGUAAUGCAUUCAUAUAUAUUUAUAUCUUAAUAACUAAAAGUUAGAUCAUAGCAGUUUGAUGAAAGGUACAUUCAAAUAACUGCAAUGGAGUCCACCACAGUAGCAUCACUAGUAGCUGUUACCACAGCAACCUUAGUCACCAAAGCCGAUAUGUCUCCCUUUCUAUGGCUCUUGGUUUUGGGCUUCAUCAUUGCUUUUAUCUUGGCAUUUUCUGUGGGAGCCAAUGAUGUGGCUAACUCUUUUGGCACAGCAGUGGGCUCUGAAGUAGUCACACUGCGUCAAGCUUGCAUCCUUGCUACCAUAUUUGAAACAUUGGGUGCUAUCCUUCUGGGGGCAAAAGUCAGUGAGACCAUUCGAUCUGGCAUCAUUGACAUUCACAUGUACAAUGGCUCUGAGCCACUGCUAAUGGCUGGCUCCAUCAGUGCCAUGUUUGGGUCAGCUGUUUGGCAGUUGGUGGCUUCAUUUUUGAAGCUCCCUAUCUCUGGAACACAUUGUAUUGUUGGGGCCACUAUUGGUUUUUCCAUAGUUGCUAGGGGUUAUCAAGGGGUAAAAUGGCUGGAACUUCUCCAUAUUGUUUCUUCCUGGUUCCUCUCCCCUCUUCUGUCAGGCAUCAUGUCUGCCAUUCUUUUUUACUUUGUCCGAAAGUUUAUCCUAAAUAAGGAUGACCCAUUGCCCAAUGGUCUAAAAGCCCUUCCUGUAUUCUAUGCUGUUACCAUGGGAAUGAAUCUGUUCUCCAUUAUGUUCACUGGAGCACCAAUGCUGGGCUUCAACAGAAUACCGUGGUGGGGCACUCUCUUCAUUUCACUGGGUUGUUCUCUCCUGACUGCUCUGGUGGUAUGGUUUGUCGUGUGUCCUCGCUUAAAGAAGAAGAUGAAAAGUGUAAUUACACAUAAUCAUGGUGAUACAUCACUGGUUGAGAAGAGUACCCCCACAGAUGAACCAGUGGAACAUCAUAUAACACCUCAGUCCUACUUACCUCUUCCCUGCACACCUCCUGCUGAUAGGAAUGUGGCCUUUGACAUUGGGGGCUCAGAAGAAGGUGACCUUGAUACUAAGGUCUUUGACAGUAAAGGCCUGGAGUGCAGCAAUGUGCUAAAUGAAGGAAUAGUAAUUGCAGAGCUGCAUGGGAGUCAGUUCCAUACAGUGCACAAAGACUCUGGCAUCUACAAAGAUUUGUUGCUCAAGUUGCAUCUCACUAAGAUGGGUGAAUGCAUGGGUGAGAGUGACGAUAAACCCAUCCGCCGCAACAACAGCUACACAUCCUACACCAUGGCAAUCUAUGGUAUCCACGGAUUUAGAGAGACUGGAGAGAAACGGCGUUCACGCAUGGAUAGUUACAACAGCUACUGUACAGCAGUGUUAGAUGCUGCUGGUGUUGAUGCUCUAGCUGUAGAUUUGGGUGAUGGAGAGAGUGGAGAGGACCCUCUAGAGGAAGAGGAUGUGGAUGAGCUAGAGAUUGAUAAACCAGAGGUGUCAAUGCUCUUCCAGUUUCUGCAAAUUCUCACUGCAUGCUUUGGAUCUUUUGCUCAUGGGGGGAAUGAUGUCAGCAAUGCAAUAGGACCCUUAGUAGCUCUCUGGCUGGUGUAUGAAAGUGCCUCUGUAGCUUCUAAAGCCCCAACACCCCUCUGGCUACUCCUUUAUGGGGGAGUGGGUAUUUGCACUGGGCUGUGGGUUUGGGGCCGGAGAGUUAUACAAACUAUGGGCAAAGAUCUGACCCCCAUUACCCCUUCUAGUGGAUUCAGCAUUGAACUGGCCUCUGCUGUGACAGUAGUGAUUGCUUCCAACAUUGGUCUUCCAGUCAGCACCACUCAUUGCAAGGUUGGAUCUGUAGUGGCUGUGGGCUGGCUUCGCUCCAGGAAGUCUGUUGACUGGCAUUUGUUUCGGAAUAUUUUUAUUGCCUGGUUUGUGACUGUGCCAAUUUCUGGUCUUAUUAGUGCUGCCAUUAUGGCACUAUUCUAUUAUGCAUUUCUACCAGUAAACUAAAAGGUUCCCUAGAGCUGUUUUCAUUUAAAUGCUUUUAAGAAAUACUGUAUGUGCAAAAGAGGGCCUUUUUUCCAGAAAACUCUGGUUUUCAUUAUGACUAUAAAAUUUGUUUGAUGUGCAAUAUGUGAUUAGGUAGACAUAUUUGAUCUGUGAUUUAGAUAUUUAUUUUAUGUGCAUCAUUAUAUUUGAAUAGGGUUUUCUAGUAGAACUAUCUCCAUGACAAUGUAUAUCUAAUUUUCAUUAUAGCUAUAUGAUUCCUGACGUUUGAGAAUGUGUAUAUAUUCUUAUACAUUAAGUGCACUUAGGAGUUCCACACAUAAAAAUGUAUCCACAAACAAGUGAUUUAGGCCAUCAUAAGGCAGUGCUUUAUUUAUGAAUCUACGCUUGCAUGACAAUAAAAACUAAUGUUUGAAAA
Electrophorus electricus (electric eel) is the source of this 2825-nucleotide messenger RNA. The record is from RefSeq and is a predicted model, not a curated record. Lineage: Eukaryota; Metazoa; Chordata; Actinopteri; Gymnotiformes; Gymnotidae.